Messenger RNA from Orussus abietinus, 504 nucleotides. RefSeq lists its product as uncharacterized. NCBI's taxonomy places the organism in Eukaryota, Metazoa, Arthropoda, Insecta, Hymenoptera, Orussidae. The record is from RefSeq and is a predicted model, not a curated record. The transcript has 4 exons. Bases 1 to 504 code for a protein of 167 amino acids.
AUGUCCGGAAGUUCCGGACCUCUUCGGGCCAAGAGGUAUUUGGUGUUCCCACGACCUGGCUCGUACACCCCGACGAAAGUUCAGCUGAUUCUUGGGAUCGGAUUACCGAUGGAGGUCGACGUCAGCACAAUUAUGGGAUACGUGGUGAAGUUUAAUUACAACUUGCCGUAUAACGCCUCGACCUUAACGGAUCCGUACGUUCGACACGAGAGAUCGCCCGUGGAGGGUCCAGGAAGUUCCUUCCAACCACGGGAAGGUCGUCCUUGUCUCCUGAAGGCUGUCUGCGAAGCUGCCGACGUGCCCUUUAACGGGAACCAUGGGGUCCUUGGGGAGCUCCUUCAGGUUCUUCUCACGCCAUCCAGCACGAGCGACGGGCAGGAAAACGUCGACGACCAGGAGUACCGCGCCGCGGAAAUCCUUGGACGAGAACAUCCUGGACAGUGUGGGAGGAUAUUUUCGGACUGCGACAGCUCCUUGCUGGAGUACUUCUCCGAGGUCUUCUGA